AUGUUUCGGUGUAUUUUUUUUUUUGGAAUACGACAAUCUAUUUCAUCGUUUCGCGUUGCAGAACUGCCGAGUGGGUGGAAUGACCCAGAAACAGUUAUGCGUGUGCGUGCAGGUGCGUGUUUGUCUGUCUUUUUCGAGGUAUGUGACAUGUUCUUGACGCACACGGUCGUGGAGAAGCGCUCAGGUUUUUUUUUCUUUGAGUUUUGUGCUUUGUAUUUUCCUUCUCAUCCCCACAACUCUUUGCUUCCUCCCGAGGAGGUGAGCUCAGCGGAACUAAGAGGGAAAACAAAAAGGAAUAUAACGGUGCCGAAGAUAACAAUGCGCGAGCGGCCACGGUUGACUGUUCGACGAGGCCGCGGAGAGACACCGUAUCUGCAGGGGCUGUUGUCGAGGGUGAGUGAGCCACGGAUGGUGUCACCGCACAACAACUUGCAUGCCACCACUACAAGCGCCAAUACCCGCUCUCGAUCACCAAAUCGUCAGCCGGUGAACACGAUACAGUCAUACUGGGCACGCAUCGCUGAACUCGCACAGGAGACAUUCAGAGGCCUCUUGCACCCUUUGAAUGGUGUACCAACAACCCCAAACACGGGUACCACCAAUGAGGUCAGGGGGACGCAGUCUCUUCUUCCUCCAGCCUCACCCUCAGUUUACGAGCGGCCUGCAAACACCACUUCCUUGGCACCAGAAGCAUCACGUCAGGGCUGCCAAUUAGUUGACACAAAUUUCACUGUACCACAGCGAUCCGGUAUUGUCCAUGAGACUACCUUUCCUGAUGCACCACGCGUGCCACUUCCAUCACAGUCCAUGACACCAUCAGUGGAAUCCAAACCGCAGAUUAUCUAUAACUUUUAUUAUAUGAACAGUGGUGUCCCAACGUCUUUGCCAGUCGCACCAUUCCAGAUGCUGCAACCAGAAUUUACCGCGCAGUCGUCGCCCGCACUGAACCGAACAAGCAUUUUGGCUUCUCGCCCACUCUCAUUGAAGCGUGAGCGUGAAAGGCAAGAAAACGCGAAUUCGCUUGGACACAUGACGCAUACAGAGAGGCUUGCCGCCUCAUCUGUCCAUCCAAUCAUUAAUGAAAGCAGUAAUACUUUUCCUGCUUCAAAUAUCAGUUGCAGGACUUCUCUGAAUACGAGUUACUCUGGUGAGAUGGCGGCAAAAAGGAUGGCUACAGAAAAUUAUGUUACACAGCAAAUGGGUGACAAAAAAUACAGUGAUUUAAGAGCUAAAAACACAACUGAGGCAAGAUCCACUGGGCUACGUCAACCUCCUACACAAAACAGCACAUCGCCUUCUACGACCUUCGUGAGGAGCGGCCCGCCAGCAGUGAUUCCUGAGGAUGACGGUUUUGCUCCUAAUGCUGAAAGUGAAGAUGAAGAUACCAAAAAGCCGAUGCCUACUGCACCGACUUCCUCCAAGCCGUUCUCGCUUGGCACUGCAUCCUCGUUGACCAAACCGGCUUUCGGCGCCGGUGCUGUUGCUGUGCCUGCGGCCCCGUUGAAUCCUUUCAGCUUUGGCAGUGGCAGCGGCGGCGGUGGUGCAGCUCCUGCCGACAAACCUGCAGCCCCGUCGAAUCCUUUCAGCUUUGGCAGCGGCAGCGGCAGCGGCAGCGGCAGCGGCGGUGCAGCUCCUGCCGACAAACCUGCAGCCCCGUCGAAUCCUUUCAGCUUUGGCAGCGGCAGCGGCAGCGGCGGU
Messenger RNA from Trypanosoma rangeli, 1698 nucleotides. RefSeq lists its product as uncharacterized. The annotation marks the transcript as partial. The record is from RefSeq and is a predicted model, not a curated record. NCBI's taxonomy places the organism in Eukaryota, Euglenozoa, Kinetoplastea, Trypanosomatida, Trypanosomatidae. The transcript has a single exon.